Dufourea novaeangliae is the source of this 2353-nucleotide messenger RNA. It is a transcript of the gene Plekhm1, whose product is annotated as pleckstrin homology domain-containing family M member 1. Lineage: Eukaryota; Metazoa; Arthropoda; Insecta; Hymenoptera; Halictidae. The transcript has 3 exons. The coding region runs from base 233 to 2353 and encodes 706 amino acids. The record is from RefSeq and is a predicted model, not a curated record.
UUCCUUCUUGCGGCACUUCCUUGUUUCUUUGUCAGUAUCACCAUAAUGUUCGAAUCGUGCGAAUGUAAUAUAUGUGAUAUCUGUUGCGUUGAAUUACCGCGGUUUAAGACAAUCCUAACGAGUUACCUUGAAACGUUUAGGUAACUCCCUUCUAUUAGAAUCACGAAGAUGCUUGAAAGAAUAGAUUUAAAUAACACAACUGCAACUCUUGUGGCAUAUCAAACUCGAAAAGAUGAAUUCGUUUUUGAAGACGAUGAAUUCCAUGACAAACAAGAGAAAUGUAUUGGUCAGAGAUUCUCUGCAGAAGCAGCUAAAUACCAGUGUGAUGGAUAUGGAAGGAGCACCAGGUGUAGAGGAAGGUACAGUUGGCAAUUGCGAAGAAAGCAUGACUCUGUGUUCGGUAUUGGAAGCUGUAUUUCUACACGGCUUAAAGGACAGUCUCUUAAAUCGUGUAACAGAAGUUCUAAGUGGUCCAGAUUUCGAUGCUAUGCCUCAGCCAAGCUUUUGGGGUCCACUCUUAGUCUUCUCUCACAGACAAAUCAUAGACCAGAUACAGGCCUUCAGUCAACUUACCACAGAAGUUGGAUAUUGCAGAGCUUGGAUACGAUUAGCCUUAAACGAAGGACUAUUAGCUAACUACUUUUGUUCUAUUAGAAGAGACAAUUCAGCCUUGAAUCCAUAUUACAGCCGUUCUGCAUUCAUCAGAAAUUUGGAUCUUGUGGAAAUAGCGCAGAGAUUAAUUGAAAACUUAGAUUACAUUCACUUUGAGCUUGCCUGUAACAGUAGCCCUUUAAAUUUCUGGUCAACAACGCCUCUUCUAUUAGCAGGAAUAUGGUCACCACCAAUGAAGUCUUGUCCUAUAUUUAGUGCAGUUGAUAUUGCAAAGACAAUAUCUGCAGAUAAUGACAAUUUUGAAGAAGUUGAAAUAGCUAGUUCAAUUGGUAGCUUGGGAUCUUUUAAUUCAUCACAGAUUGCACUUAAUAAUAUAGCUUCUAUUUCAGAAGAUGAAACAUUACAAACUAUAUUGGCUAAUAAAGAAUCAAGCAACAUUAGUGUAGCACAUUUGACCAAUCAUCUAAGAGAUACUCCACCUCUGAAAGAGGAAGAAGAACCAAAUUUGCCAGAAAAAGAAGAAGAACCAAGUGUGCCAGCAAAAGAAGAAGAACCAAGUGUGCCAGAAAAAGAAGGAGAAAAACAAAUUUCAAAUACCACUAGUCCAAAACAUGAUGUAGGAACUAAUACAGUACCAGAUAUGGAAGAUUCAGUAAUUGAAAAUGUUGUACAAAAUCAUGAAACAUCACACGAUACUACUAUAACUACAGUAGGAAAUUCAUUGAUUAGAAAAUUGGGAUGGUCAACAUCAUUUGAAGACUGUGAAUCUUCCUUAAAUUCACCUGAUCCUGCAGCAGAUGCACCUCGUACACCAAGUGAUGGUGCUACAUACGAUUCAAUUAUUCAAAGCUAUCAUAUUGCUGGCAACACAUCUGUACCAGACCUUCAAGAAUUUAUAAAAAAAUAUCCCAAGAAAGAACCAAUAGAUGCUCAGUCAGAAAAUAAGGUCGACAUCAAUUUUGAUGAACAAUUGGGAAAAAUUCCCAGAGAAAAGGGUUUGGACACACAAAAUUAUUGUUGUUUUGAAUGUGGACAUGCAAUUGGCAUGACCUUUUCAAAAGCACAUGUUUGCUGUUAUUCAGGCCAUUAUUACUGUUCCAAAUGUAUGUCACAAGGUGAAUGCAUUAUUCCAUCAAGAGUAAUUCAUAAUUGGGAUCUAAAAUGUUAUCCUAUUUGCAAUAAGGCUGCAGCAUAUUUACAAGAUUGUCCAACAUUACUAGAUCUUAAAGUCUUGAAUCCACGUAUUUAUAUGGCUGUGAAUAGUAUGGCUCAAUUACAGUCAUUAAGACUUCAAUUAAAUUUAUUAAGAGCCUAUUUAUUCACUUGUCGUGAACCUGUAAUUGAGUCACUGCAAAAGAAGGUUACACCUAGAGAGUAUUUAUAUGAACAUGUUCAUCAGUACUCUGUUUCUGACCUUCUUGACAUACCUAAUGGAAUUCUUGCACAGCAACUACAAAAGAUCAUAGAAUUUGCAAGAAAUCAUGUUAUAAAUUGUUGGCUUUGCAGUCAGAAGGGUUUUAUCUGUGAAAUUUGUAACGAUCCGAAGGUUAUAUAUCCUUUCGAUAUGGGGUCUACAUAUAGAUGCGGAGCUUGUAACGCAGUAUUUCAUGCUGAAUGUUUAAAUGCAAAUAAGCCAUGUCCAAAGUGUGAACGCAGGCGCAAACGAAUGGACCUUCCGCUUUUAGAUGUGGGAUGUACAGAAUUAUCCGUGGUUGGUGGAUUAACAAUAAAUACAAAUUAG